GGCUCGGUGCUGGAAUUCUCUGGUCAGCCCAGGGUUCCUACUUCGCGCAAGCUUCCAAGCUUCUUGCGGCUGAGGGAGAAGAGAAGGCCGUCACUGCGAGGCUCUCAGGAGUCUUUGCCGUUCGCUACCUCGCUUGGGAGUUUGCCGUGAAGCUCUUAGUCUCCUUGGUCCAGUCCUUGCAGCUGGAAGGGCUUUCCAUCGCG
Symbiodinium sp. CCMP2456 is the source of this 203-nucleotide messenger RNA. NCBI's taxonomy places the organism in Eukaryota, Dinophyceae, Suessiales, Symbiodiniaceae. The record is from the annotation of a GenBank genome assembly.